Messenger RNA from Telopea speciosissima, 1982 nucleotides. RefSeq names its product UPF0051 protein ABCI8, chloroplastic-like. NCBI's taxonomy places the organism in Eukaryota, Viridiplantae, Streptophyta, Magnoliopsida, Proteales, Proteaceae. The transcript is spliced from 3 exons. Gene Ontology annotation, biological process: iron-sulfur cluster assembly. Bases 41 to 1552 code for a protein of 503 amino acids. The record is from RefSeq and is a predicted model, not a curated record.
CCUCACCUAUUCUCCCAUCUGGCAGGAGGAGGACGCAGACAUGGCUUCCGUUCUGGCUAACGGUACUUCGCGCUUCUGUCCUCAGUCACAUUCCGAAACUACGAUACCACUGAAAGCGUCUUCUCAUAACCUACAAACACAGAAGACCAGGGUUAAUAAAAAAUUCACUACUUCUUCGAGGCGCUGGAAGGUCCGGGCAGAUCUCGAAUCCAUAUCUAUUCCUUCUGAUCGAGCUUCGUCAACGGGUAAGACCUUAACCGAUGAUCCAAUUCAAAAAUUUCUUAAAAGGGAUUACAAAUGGGGUUUUGUAUCGGAUUUCGAAUCGUUUUCGAUCCCGAAAGGGCUUACGGAGGAGACAAUUCGACUGAUUUCUUCAAGGAAGGAUGAACCAGAUUGGAUGCUUCAAUAUAGGUUGGAUGCUUUCCAUAAAUUCCUUAAAAUGAAGGAACCCAAGUGGUCGGACAAUCAAUACCCUCCUAUCAAUUUCCAAGACUUCUGUUAUUACUCAGAACCGAAGAAGAAACCUACGCUGAACAGCAUCGAAGAGGCUGACCCAGAGCUUCUUAGGUAUUUUGAUAAGUUGGGGAUUCCACUCAAUGAACAGAAUCGAUUAGCUAAUGUUGCCGUUGAUGCCGUCCUCGACAGCGUUUCUAUGGCUACGACCCACCGGGAGAAGUUAGCAGAGGCUGGUGUGAUUUUCUGUUCCAUAUCGGAAGCAAUUAGGGAGCACCCGGAUUUGGUCAGGAAAUUUUUAAGCAAAGUUGUUCCUCCAGAGGAUAAUUACUUUGCGGCCCUGAACUCGGCGGUAUUCAGUGACGGAUCAUUCUGUUACAUCCCCAAGAAUACCAAGUGCCCGAUGCCCGUCUCCACUUAUUUUCGGAUCAAUGCAUUGGAAACCGGGCAGUUUGAGAGGACAUUGAUAGUUGUUGACGAGGGGAGCUUUGUAGAGUACUUGGAGGGUUGUACAGCACCUUCUUACGACCGGAAUCAGCUCCAUGCUGCUGUGGUGGAACUGUACUGCAUGGAGGGUGCAGAGAUUAAGUAUUCCACUGUGCAGAAUUGGUAUGCUGGGGAUGAGGAGGGGCGUGGCGGGAUUUAUAAUUUCGUCACUAAAAGGGGCAUUUGUGCCGGUGCUCGCUCUAAGAUUUCAUGGACACAGGUGGAGACAGGAUCAGCCAUUACUUGGAAGUACCCAAGUGUUGUUUUGGAGGGUGAUGACACGGUGGGAGAGUUCUAUUCUGUAGCAUUGACAAAUAACCAUCAGCAGGCAGAUACAGGGACAAAGAUGAUACACAAGGGGAAGAACACAAGAAGUAGGAUAGUCUCAAAGGGCAUUUCUGCUGGUUAUUCAAGAAAUUGUUAUAGGGGGCUUGUUCAGGUGCAGUCCAAGGCAGAGAACGCUCGGAACUCCUCCCAAUGUGAUUCAAUGCUUAUUGCUGAUAAUGCUGCUGCCAACACUUAUCCUUACAUUCAGGUGAAGAACCCCACAGCUCGUGUUGAACAUGAAGCUAGCACUGCCAAAAUUGGUGAAGAUCAGCUAUUCUACUUUUAACAAAGGGGCAUUGACCAUGAAAGGGCCAUGAGAGCCAUGAUUUCUGGGUUUUGUAGGGAUGUCUUUGACAUGCUUCCUGACGAGUUUGGUGCUGAAGUGAACCAGCUCAUGAGCUUGAAGCUUGAGGGAACAGUUGGUUAAGAUUGACUAUGCUACAUAGUUUCUGUACUCGAUAGAUUUUCACCUUGGUGAAGAACAUAAACCACUUUGUAGGUGUCCAUUAAAUAUGCAAAAGAAUAAAAUGGAAGUGAUUGUAGGUGUGGUGUAAGUUGAGCUCUUUAAGAAUGCUGUAACAUAAUGCUGUUACCUGGCGUCAAUCAAUUAUUGUAAAAUAUUUGAGCACUGGAUGAUUUGGGGAAACUGUACAAUUCUUUUUUCUGGUAUUGUUAAUUAAUUAUGUAUAGAAAGGUCUUAUAUAUUUCUGUUUGGA